This is a messenger RNA of Punica granatum (pomegranate), 1264 nucleotides long. The record is from RefSeq and is a predicted model, not a curated record. NCBI's taxonomy places the organism in Eukaryota, Viridiplantae, Streptophyta, Magnoliopsida, Myrtales, Lythraceae.
UCCACCUUUUAUAUUCACUCUCCAUAGCUUCCACCCAUCAUCACAAAGCACAACAUCAACACAAACUUGUGUAUCGUUUUACAGCAAUAUUACUAGGUAGUAGGUACUAUACUCUCCCUGCAGCUGCUCCAACACAAGAGAUCAUCAUCAACAACCAUGGUCGGUGUCUUCGGUCAUUCCCUCUCCUUCCCGAACAAAACCCCGAACCGGCCCCCCAAGCCUCCCAUGUUCUCCCACCAUACCCGGUCCGUCAGCCUCCCCUGCCGCUCCCACCCCCUUGUCUCCCAGCUCAAGGACUCCAUCUCCGAGCUCGACAAGUGGUCGUCAUCGUCCUCCGACAACUCCUCCUCCUCCGAGUCCACGAGCCCCCGCACGUCCGCAUGGCUCUGCGCCGGCUUGGCCCAGCUCAGGGACGUCCACGAUUCCCUCGACGACAUCCUCCAGCUCCCUCAGACCCUCGAGACCCUCUCCCGGCACCGCCAGCUGGUCGAGAAGCUCCUGGAGGAUCUCCUCCGCUUCGUGGACGCUUACGGGAUCUUCUGGACCUCCAUCCUGGCCCUCAAGGAAGAGCAGGCUGCCGCGCAGGUGGCCAUAAGGAAAAAAGACGAGCCACGGAUCGGGUCUUACCUUCAAGCACUGAGGAAGAUCUCCCGGGAGAUGCAUGGCCUCGUGUCCGCAAUCAGGUCCACUGGGAAGUCCGGGAUGAACAUCCCCAUUCCCACCGUGGGACCCGACGCGGAGCUCGUCACCGUCAUUCUUAGCGGAGUGGACGUGACGGUUAAGGUCUCCAUCGCUCUUUUCGAUGGAAUAUCGGCAUCCUUCAUGCUGAGGAAGUCAUCCCCCUGGGCAGGUUUCAGCGUUUCGCGGAAGAGCGAGAAGACAGAGAAGAAGGCCAUCGAUGAGAGCAUCGUGGAGCUCUGGGAGGCGAAUGUUGAGAGGCUGUUGCGGGGUCGCUUGACAAAGAUGAAGGGUGAGGAGGUGAAGAUGGCAUUAAAGAGGAUGCAGGAGAUGGAGAGUUGCAUUGGGGUGAUUGAGGGUGGGAGUGAGAGGGUGUUCAGGAGCUUGAUCAGCACUAGGGUUUCAUUGCUCAACAGCCUCACACAGCGAUGAAUUAAUUCAUUUUCUGAAAUUCAGAAAAUAGAGUUGUAAUUUAUUUGUCCCUUUCAUUUCCCUUUUUCUCCUCAUAUAUAUAUUUCUUGUUUAAUGAAAAUUAUAGUUGUGAUUAUCCAAAGAGAAUACAUAUGAAUGAAUAUUGUACAGAUUA